AUGUCGACGAGCGAUGACCGAUGGUUUCGCCGCUUGAGAAACCGAAGGGUAGAUGAAUUUUUUAUGACCCUAAAUCCAUCGCAAACUGUAACUGAUAGCGAGCAGAGCAAUGUGUACCGAUCUGGCCCCGGAGAGAGCACUCGGCGCAAUCAACCUGACGCUGCUGGUGGGAACCCAUUGUUCAGUGAUGUUGCAUCGGAAGCCUACCAACGUGAGCGGCCUAGCGUCGAGCAUGACUCCGUGUUCUGCAGCAGCAGUUCGGAUUCUGAUUACCUGCAGGAGCGAAUGGAGCAAAGUGAUCAAUAUGCAGUCGUCAAGUUUCCAGAGGAAGGCGACUCUGUGGCUCUUGUACAUACCAAGUGGCUGCAUGGUGAUGUCUGCUUGUGGCCACAGGAUUCCAAGAAUGUUUCGUAUUUAGCAAAAUGUGGAGUAUCUCCGUCCUCCAACUGGCAAGUCGUGCCAUGUGUGCCCAUAGGCACAUUCAGAACAUAUGAUGCAGCGCGACAAAAGCUUAAGCAAGCUGAAAAUGGGUCAGACUUGGGAAGUGAAGUCGACCUGGGAAGGGGCAAAAGAAAAAAGCAACGAAGAGCCCUUAGCUCAAGCCCGGAAAGUGUGCAGCGACUACCUCUUCCACCGUCCUCUAUGAUGAAAAAAGCCCAGAAGAAGGAUGGGAGACGUAUUCACAAACAGUCAUCACAUACGUCAACAUAUGGGGCGAAUGAUGCCGAUGUUUGCAGUGAUCAAGGUGCAGCGCAAUGUGCUAGUGAGACUUCAGAAUCAGAGGGUGAAGUUGACUUUGGAGAUGCAAAGCAAGAAUCGUCUGGCAUAAGAUCAUUGACAACUCACUCUUUGAUGAAAAAAGCAAGCCAAAUGAGGACUUCAGAGUGCAACACUCAGAAGCGGCAUUCAAGUCUGUCUGUUGCACCUAAUUCAGAUGAUGGCAUAAAACAGGUCAUCAGGCUUCUACAGACAGUAAUCUUGAGAGUUGAGCACCUGGGAAGCCAACUAGAUGUAAUAAAAGGGAAGCUUUGUGACCAUCAACUGCAGCCUGAAACAGAUUUGUUAGAAAAGCCAUUCUGUGACAUCACUGAGUUUGAACUGUUUGAUCAAGAGCUCUCGGAAAAUGCUGCAAUGAAGUCAAAGCUGAUGCGGGAACUUGCUGCCUUAGGAGGGAGAAAUGUUAGUUUGUCGACCCGCCGCAUUCUUGAAGCCCUGAUGACCCAGGAAGUGGCUGUUCACUAUAGUUGGCUCGGACAAAAAGGAAAAAAAAGUUCUCAUCGCUGACAAUGUGCGACCUAAUAUAUAAAAGUGUGAAGUGCACAUUUGAAACAGCAAAAAGAAGCGAAGUUGAGGAUGUUGUCAAAACGUGGCUCAGGCAUGCUGGGGAGAAGCUUAGAAAAAAUAACAAACAGUCUGAGAGAGCCAUUGAGCUGCUGGAGUGACAAGGCAGGCCUCACUAAAGUUCAGUAUGGGCCAACCACAGCGCGGAGGACUUUUUUGUGCAACCACAACUUUUCGUUUAAAGAAUAAUUUUCUCAUUUUAAUAAUCAUUUUUGCUUUUCAGUUUUUAAUGUUCGAGGAUUUUAUUUUAAU
Dermacentor silvarum is the source of this 1593-nucleotide messenger RNA. RefSeq lists its product as uncharacterized. The coding region runs from base 1 to 1284 and encodes 427 amino acids. Lineage: Eukaryota; Metazoa; Arthropoda; Arachnida; Ixodida; Ixodidae. The transcript is spliced from 10 exons. The record is from RefSeq and is a predicted model, not a curated record.